AUGAGUGCCUUUGAGCACGAGCUCCUGGAGACUCUGCAGGAGGUGUUGUUUAUCCUACUCGCUCUCAUUCCGACUUGUUUUACGUCACCGCUUCCUCUGGACUGUGCUGACGUCCAAUCCCAGAACCCCACCAAGCCCAGUGGGGUGUACACUAUCUUUCCUGGGGGGCCCAUCUCCCCCCUGCAGGUCUACUGUGACAUGGAGACCGAUGGGGGAGGAUGGACAGUGUUCCAGAGAAGAAUGGAUGGUUCUGUGAACUUCUACAGGGGCUGGGAUCAGUACAAGGAGGGCUUUGGGAACAAGGAUGGGGAGUACUGGCUGGGGCUGGAGAACAUUGAGCUGCUGACCACGAGGAUUGGGAAGUAUUAUCAGCUGAGGGUGGACAUGGAGGACUGGGAGGGGGGGAAGGGCUACGCCCUCUAUCAAGGUUUUCGUGUGGACCCUGAGAACUACGGCUAUGCACUGGGAGUGGGCAAAUAUCUUUAUGGUACUGCUGGUGACAGUUUGGCGUUCGUCCACGGCAUGAGGUUCACCACUUACGACAGAGACCAGGACUACCAUGAGGACAAUUGUGCCAAACUCCUUUUGGGGGCAUUCUGGUAUAAGGCUGGUUCCUGUUCUGAUACCAACCCAAAUGGCAUUUAUGCUGAAGAUUCAAGCUCUCCGUUCUCGAAAAACAUAUUUGUUGUAUGGGCUGGUUGGAAUGGAAUUAACUACUCCCUCAAGGGAAUUUCCUUUAAGAUAAGGCCAACGUAAAACACGUUGAAAC
This is a messenger RNA of Sardina pilchardus (European sardine), 769 nucleotides long. Its product is annotated as microfibril-associated glycoprotein 4-like. Gene Ontology annotation, biological process: elastic fiber assembly. Bases 1 to 756 code for a protein of 251 amino acids. NCBI's taxonomy places the organism in Eukaryota, Metazoa, Chordata, Actinopteri, Clupeiformes, Clupeidae. The record is from RefSeq and is a predicted model, not a curated record. The transcript has 5 exons.